CCAGCGCGCUUAAAUACCUCCCACGUCUCUCCAUCGUGCCUGUCCCCGCCCAACACCACAUUUAAUAACCGCUGCAUCUCCUCGUCGCCCAAACCCCACGACUCAAGAUCAUUCGCCCGGCAUCUUCAAUCGUCACAUACGCACAACUUCUACCUAAUCGAAAGAAGGUACCACGCCAUGGCUACUUUUUUUCACCUUCCUCGCGAGCUGCGGGACAUGAUUUACCGGCUCUACGUCGUGUCCGACGGAGGCUAUGUCCUGAAUCCCGAAUCCAACAGACUGAGAAAUGCCAUGGGCAGACCAAUCGACCUGGCCCUUACGUACACGUGCAAACGCGUUGCCGACGAAAUGAGGGGCCUUGCACUGGAAGCGAACACCAUCACCGUUUCAACCUUUUACUCGCCACACGAACGCCACAGAGCUAGAGACUUUGAUGUGGUCAUGACGAUGCUGCACGAUUCCCUACAAAGUGCCCUCAAUCGCGCAGAGCUUUUUCUCUGGGACGACAUCUGCGCCGAGAUCUCGGGAACAUUCCCACAGUUCACACCUGUACUCGACAUGAUCAAGCACGAUACAUGGCACAGUACACAGGGCCGAUCGUCCAAGCAAGGCCCAUGGGGUGAACCUCCAUCGGUUUACCGCGAUUUUGUGCGCUUUGCGCUGCAGACGAUCUCAGAUUUAGAUUACCGGCAUCGUUUUAAUGACGAGUUCGCAAAAGCCUUUUGCAAUACUGAUGACAUCCGACCUCUUCUCGACUUGGAUCCGGCCCCUUGGAUGAUUCCAACUCAAUACGAUCUUCGGCAAAUGGUGGACAUGCUCGGCGGGAAGUCCUCGUUAAGAUCGUUUGGUUUCGUACGCGGCUGGAUGGGCUCUGAAUCCGCUACACGACGUGCCAUGUAUCGUUAUUCUGCAGCAGCUGUUGGCAUCCGGUUUCUGAAGUCCAAUACGCUUGCGACCCGAGCGCACCUGAGAGAUAUCGUGUUGAUUGAAGACCAGGAGUCUGUCUCGAACCCCGCGUGUCACGCCAUGGGGUUAAUCCCCUUUUGCCAAGAGAAUCCCGCCAUGCGGAUAGAGCGACGCGUCAGCUUGUGGCACAAUGCCUUCUUCUACCAUUCAAGUAUGUCAGGAGCAACUGGCUGGCGGACGAAGGAAUAUCGACAAGUGGAGGCCAACGAGAUGUCUUUCGCCGUCGCGCGCUGGGUCAUUGAGACCCUGCCACUUAUCCCCGCCGGCAUGCCCGCCAAUUCAUUCACAUUAGUCUUGGACGGAGAGGGCGAUCCGCAGUGUACAGAGAUCUUCCAGACUGUGGUUCUGCGCGACGCUGCUUGGCAGCAGGCGAUGGACGAAUGCUUCCAAAGCGGCGACCUUCCUCCGGAACCGUAUGGGAUGAGGAGAAACAGCCAGAGAAAUUACGUGGGAGCCAUCUUCCCCGCCUUCAACGAGUCUUAUUUAUUUGACAAGUUUCCGCAGGCAAUGCAAGAAAUCGUCGAAGGGACGUCCAUGGUUCGUUGCACCUUUGAUCCCGGCGAGAUUGUGGAUGUGCAGCGGCUCAAGUCGAUCGCGAAGCGGGAGUCAUGGAGUCUGGAUCACUGGAGAGUCAAGUGGUAUGACCGCGAGAAGAAGACCUACGAAACUACUCCCCCAUUGCCUUCAUGGAGCGCAAUUAAAGCUGGUUAUCUAUCUAAUCGUCAUGUUGGGCCCUUCCGCCGCUGAGGGCCUGCGGUGAUAGCAAUGUAGAGACUAAUAUCAUGCAGAGCAGCCAGAGGAUAGUGACGGUGCAGCACUAGAUAGGACCAGCACAGGUCGUCUUGAGUUGAUAAUGAAAGAGAAUAACAGAGGUAGGCAGCCUACCUAGCAUCCGAGGAGGUCUCGUACCUCCGUCUACAGUACCUAAUCGGUGAUCAUUCCCAAUCCCUAAUUUAGUUGGCUGAGCCGUUUCCGUUGUUUUUUUUUCGAAAAAGUUCCCAAAGCCCAUUGAGAGACACGGCGAGCGUGUUGCUCAAGAGCUCGAAGCCUCGGGAAGUGCAGGCAAACCGUCACUGGCGAUGGUAGCGAAUAACAAUGACUGGAGGAGGCGAGCCACCGGCGGGGG
Messenger RNA from Colletotrichum acutatum, 2092 nucleotides. RefSeq lists its product as uncharacterized. Lineage: Eukaryota; Fungi; Ascomycota; Sordariomycetes; Glomerellales; Glomerellaceae. The record is from RefSeq and is a predicted model, not a curated record. The coding region runs from base 178 to 1713 and encodes 511 amino acids. The transcript has a single exon.